AUCGACAAUGGAGACACAAAGGAUCCUCAUGAGGAGUUUGGCUGUUGUGUUUUUUGCAUCUGUGAUCUGGACUAUAACAGUCCCAGCAGAUGCUCAAAAUAAGGAUAUCACAUGCUGUAAAGUCGUCUCCAGACAAACUCGAGAACAGUUUCCUGAUCCCAUCAUCGGUUUCAGGAUGUUAAAACAUAAUAAUCAAUGUCUGAAGGCCGUCGUCUUUAAGACUGAACGAGGAGAGUUCUGCUUUGACGGUAGACUACCAUGGGUGGACAAGGAAGCUAAGAAGUUUUUCAGAGCUCAAAGAAACAAAAGCCUGACUUCCACAACGCCACCACCAGCAUCAUCUAUCAGUAAACUCCUGACUUCCACAUCACCACCAGCAUCAUCCAUCAGUAAACUUCUGACUUCCACGCCACCACCAGCAUCAUCCAUCAGUAAACGCCUGACUUCCACAUCACCACCAGCAUCAUCCAUCAGUAAACUUCUGACUUCCACGCCACCACCAGCAUCAUCCAUCAGUAAACGCCUGACUUCCACGCCACCACCAGCAUCAUCCAUCAGUAAACUUCUGACUUCCACGCCACCACCAGCAUCAUCCAUCAGUAAACUUCUGACUUCCACGCCACCACCAGCAUCAUCUAUCAGUAAACUCAUGACUUCCACGCCACCACCAGCAUCAUCCAUCAGUAAACUUCUGACUUCCACGCCACCACCAGCAUCAUCCAUCAGUAAACGUCUGACUUCCACGCCACCACCAGCAUCAUCCAUCAGUAAACGUCUGACUUCCACGCCACCACCAGCAUCAUCUAUCAGUAAACUCCUGACUUCCACAUCACCACCAGCAUCAUCCAUCAGUAAACGUCUGACUUCCACGCCACCACCAGCAUCAUCUAUCAGUAAACUCCUGACUUCCACAUCACCACCAGCAUCAUCCAUCAGUAAACUUCUGACUUCCACGCCACCACCAGCAUCAUCUAUCAGUAAACUCACUCCUGAGGAUCUUCACAAUCAACUCACGACAGAUCAGGAAUCAUGAACAUCUAAAAGCAAACUCAUAAUGAGAACACAUUUAAGUAUGAGUUCUAAGAAAUAUUAUGUAUAUUUCUUAAGUUUAAGAUUUUGCUGUUGUGCUGUUUGACAAUAUUUAAAGUGACUUAAAUUGAAUAUUUAAAUGUUUUUAAAAUACAUGUUGUUUGAUAGUGACAUUUCUAAAUGUAUUAAUUUUAUGCAGAAAUUAUAGUGAAACAGUUUAAGAACAAAUGAUUUAAAAUAAAUAAUUAUCUUGUAUAUUUCAAAUCGAAAUAUAU
Molecule: messenger RNA, 1304 nt
Organism: Pimephales promelas (fathead minnow)
Lineage: Eukaryota; Metazoa; Chordata; Actinopteri; Cypriniformes; Leuciscidae
Source: RefSeq, a predicted model, not a curated record